Molecule: messenger RNA, 1354 nt
Organism: Labeo rohita (rohu)
Lineage: Eukaryota; Metazoa; Chordata; Actinopteri; Cypriniformes; Cyprinidae
Gene: acp5a
Product: acid phosphatase 5a, tartrate resistant
Exons: 6
Coding region: 38-1135 (365 amino acids)
Biological process (GO): bone resorption
Molecular function (GO): ferrous iron binding; acid phosphatase activity; ferric iron binding
Source: RefSeq, a predicted model, not a curated record
ACAAACCCAUCCCUAUAUGGGACCAAAUAUAUAGUGGAUGAGAGGAAGCAGAGCAUCCAGUGGAGGGAUUACUUACACAAGGAUACUUCAAGGACUGUUUCACUCAUUCAGUAUGGCGUCACCACUAAUGCUGGUGUUUUUAACCGCUCUUCCUGGGGUCCUCUGCUACCAUUCCUCAUUCAUUGACCUGGAAGCUAAAGGAAGUAACAAGUCAUCUAUCAGGUUUCUAGUUUUGGGGGACUGGGGUGGUCUGCCAUAUCCUCCCUAUGUUACCCCCAUAGAAAAGAGCACUGCACGUAUGAUGGCCAAAACCGCUUCUCAGAUGGGUGCAGACUUCAUUUUAGCACUUGGUGACAACUUCUACUACAAGGGUGUCACUGAUGUCAAUGACCCUAGAUUCCAGGUCACGUUUGAAGAUGUCUACACUCAGAAUUCUCUUAAUAUUCCAUGGUACGUCAUUGCUGGCAAUCACGACCAUGCGGGAAAUGUCCUUGCUCAAAUUGAGUACAGCCAGAAGUCAAAGAGAUGGAACUUCCCCUACUACUAUUAUGAGAUGAACUUCCGCAUUCCUCGAACAGACAGCACUAUGACCAUCAUCAUGCUGGACACUGUGCUGCUGUGUGGAAACUCUGAUGACUUCCUUGACCAGCAGCCCCGAGCUCCCCGAAGUGGCGUUCAGGCUAACCGACAGCUGCUGUGGCUUCAGGAACGCUUGGCGAAGUCUAAGGCUGAUUAUCUCCUGGUGGCUGGCCAUUAUCCGGUAUGGUCCAUAUCGGAGCAUGGGCCGACUGACUGUUUAUUGAAGAAUUUGAGACCACUGCUUAAGAAGUACAAGGCCACUGCUUAUCUGUGUGGCCAUGAUCACAACCUACAAUACUUCAAGGAGUCUGGUAUCGGUUAUGUGGUCAGUGGAGCUGGCAACUUUAUGGAUCCUGAUGUGCGGCACCGAAACAAGGUUCCUCGAGGCUACCUCAAGUUCUUCAAUGGUGACGCCAGCACCUUGGGUGGCUUUGCCCAUGUGGAGGUUAACAAGAAAGAGAUGACUGUUACUUUCAUCCAAGCUAGAGGAACCUCUCUCUACAGGGCUGUGCUUAAAAAGCGUGACGAUCUUUCCAGUGUGGAUGACUAUGUUUAAAAUUAUAUAGUUUUACUAACUUUGGGAUACUGACCCAGGUAUUUUAGCAUUUUGCUUUAAGUUAGAAGUGUGCAAGGUUUAAAAACAAAACAAAAAUGCACUCUUUUGAAUCCUUAAGUAUUUAUAGAUUAGACUUUUAAAUGGUUUAACCAAUAAAUGUUUGUGUUUUGAGAAACCUUAAUAUUUUAAAGUGACUAUUAAACAACUCCUUUAAACUAC